CUACUGCUGAGUCUAGUCUACUGCUUGAUGAUUUCACUGUGCUCUGUGUACUGCACUGCAUGUACUAUACUGUGUAGCUCAUAGUGCUAAUGCACGCUAGUGCUUUCCUUAAUAGCAGAGACCAGCUACUAGACUAUUAAGAUACCAAAACCGCUACUCAACAUCUGUCGAGACCCUCGACCUGAUCACUCAUCACCUGCACCACACUCACCGGAGUGAGAUCUAGAGAUGGGUAACAAGCCAGUGGUGCCUGAAAACCCGUCCCCUAGCCCUGCUGCGAGGCCUCCUCGUUCUAAGAGGUCUACACUAGGCUCCAAGGGAAAGGCUGAGAUAUCCAACCCUGUGCAAAAGCCACCGAUCACACACAGACCUUACAUUGACAUUGGUUAUCAAGAAGAUGUCGAAGAGAAUGGCACAGACCUCAGGGAUGCCAAUCUGACAGUGUCUUCAAGAAGUGAAACUAUCUCAGAGGACCGAGUUCACGAUCGUCAUGUCAACAGCGAACGAAGUGGGAUGGGCAGCAGCCAAUCAGGUGGCAGUUCCUUCGCAGGCAGUGGUCUAUCACAGAACAAUCGUUGGAACUCAUUUGAGAAUCUUCUCACCACUCCGUCCAAUGACGAUCCAGAUCUGUACAUUGCCAAACACGAUUUUAACACUGACCUCCCUGGGCAACUAAGCAUGAAGAAAGGAGAAAAAAUCAAAGUUACUCGAUUCAGCGAUACUCAGGAAUGGUGCGAGAGUACCAAUGUGUUAGGAGAUGUUGGGUGGGUGCCUGCCUCCUACAUAGCCAAGGUGGACAGUCUAGAGAAGCACUCGUGGUUCCAUGGCAACAUCACCAGAGCAGAGGCCGAAUUAUCGUUAGGAUCCGGUAUUAACGGAAGCUUUCUUCUUCGCGAGAGUGAGAGCAAACCGGGACAAUUCUCCAUAUCCCUACGCUACGAUGGUCGUGUCUACCAUUAUAGAAUCCACACCGACUCUCAUUCUAUGUACUUUGUGACACCGGACUCCAAGUUUGAGGUUCUUGCGGAACUUGUCGUCCAUCAUUCCAAGAACCCCGACGGCCUCACCACAGUCCUGCACUACCCCGCCCCCAAUCCUCGUAAACCGCCCAUUUACAGUUUAUCACACGAGGUGGACAAAUGGGAACUGGACAGGUCUGACAUUGAGAUGGGACAGAAGCUAGGUGGGGGACAGUAUGGAGAGGUGUACAAGGCUGUCAUCAAGAAGAGGAAUACAACCGUGGCUGUCAAGACCUUCAGAGAAGAGACAAUGGAUGCCCAGGAGUUCCUCAAAGAAGCUGCUGUCAUGAAGCAAGUCCGACACAAAAGCCUAGUCCAACUGCUUGGUGUAUGCACAAUAGAGCUACCUUUCUACAUCAUCACGGAGUACAUGUCCAAGGGCAACUUGCUCGACUAUCUAAGGGGGCCGGAUGGGAAGGACAUUGAAGCUGUGACUCUAGUGUACAUGGCUCAACAGGUGGCCUCUGCCAUGUCUUACCUAGAGAUCAAGAACAUGAUACACAGGGACCUGGCUGCUAGGAAUUGUCUGGUUGGAGAGCACUAUCUUAUCAAAGUGGCCGACUUUGGCCUCAGUCGAAUGAUAGAGACAGAGAUCUACAGUGCUCGUGCCGGGGCCAAGUUCCCCAUCAAGUGGACCGCUCCAGAAGCACUCGCAUUCAACCAGUUCUCAAUCAAGUCGGACGUGUGGGCAUUUGGAGUGUUGCUUUGGGAGCUGGCCACCUACGGCAUGUCUCCCUACCCUGGCAUAGAGCUGGCUCAGGUCUACGAGCUCUUGGAGUCCGGCUAUCGUAUGCAAUGCCCUGAGGGGUGUCCUGAUCCCAUUUACGAUCUCAUGAAGCAGUGCUGGGCUUGGGAUGUGCAGGACAGGCCUACCUUUAAGGAGAUUUCAAAUCUCUUGAAUUCAAUGUCGGACAUCAACGAGGCUGUCGAGGCUGCCCUAAGAGGAGAGGAUCCUAAUCCACGAUUGGACAGUAUCUCUGUUAGCCCAAGCAACGAGCCCCCUCCCGUACCCUCUGGACCACGCCCACCUAUUCAGCACACUGCUCUAAAUGGACGGCAUUCCUCCCAUUCAUCACCCAAUACCCGAAGCUCUCCGCUACCCCCACCCCCCAUUGCUCGUCCCACCACUCACAUAGCCACGCCUCCCACUCACAACCGAUCCAUUUCCCCAGCCUCACCCCCACUCUCAAGAGACCCUGUCCCUCCUCUCCCAGAUCGACGACCAGCACCAGCGUCACAACGUAAACCUAACACCAGGAGGGAACCCCCUCAAAGAAAUGCGUCCAAUGUUUCGAUGGUAGAGGAGCCUGAGCCACAGCGAGAUUCCAGCCCCGUGCUGCCCCCCAGACCAAUGACGAGUGGUUUACGAUCCUUUCCGCCUCUACCCCCUAACAGACCGGGAUCACAACGAGCAGCAUCGACAUCCAAACCAGAGGGUAAACCUAAUCGCCCACCCCCUGGAGGCAAUCGACCGAGACCUUCUCUACCAUCUCGUCCCAAACCUGAGUUACCACCUGGGAAACCCAACAAGCCUUCAGCACGAGUGAACAAUCGUGAAGACGCACCAAAGAUUCCGACCGGGGAGGGAAUGACUCCUCGAGAAAUGAUUGAUGUUGCCCAGAAAGAAAUUCCAAAUCUUCUCACAGCCGUGUCCAAUAGGAACAGUGGCAUACCUCAGUGCCUGGAGAAUAUUUGCACAUUAUCAGAAAACAUUGCUGAUCAAGCGCGGUGCUCAGGAAUAAAGUACAGAUUUGCACUAACUAAUUUGCGGGCUAACGUUGGCACAUUACGAGAAAACACUCAUGCAUCGUGGCAUACGAAUGCUGAUAGAAUCACUGAAAAUUUGAAGUCUAUUUUAGGUCAUAUGGAAUCUUUUUCAAGAGACCUUCUCGAAUGAUUGUUUGUAUGCUCACUUACUGUUGUGUAUGCGCUAUCGUAGCAGAUUUGUGUAGAUCAUUGUAUUUUGUGUGUACUGUUAAGUUUUUGUUGUGUUCACGAAUAUUAAUAAUAGCAGUCUUGGUGCACUUAUUUAUUUGUUUAGAGA
Halichondria panicea is the source of this 3063-nucleotide messenger RNA. RefSeq names its product tyrosine-protein kinase ABL1-like. Bases 229 to 2916 code for a protein of 895 amino acids. NCBI's taxonomy places the organism in Eukaryota, Metazoa, Porifera, Demospongiae, Suberitida, Halichondriidae. Gene Ontology annotation, molecular function: ATP binding; protein binding; protein tyrosine kinase activity. Gene Ontology annotation, biological process: protein phosphorylation. The transcript has 6 exons. The record is from RefSeq and is a predicted model, not a curated record.